GGAAAAAAAAAAUCUUUUCUUUCCGUAAGAAUAUGGGUUAGUCUGUCCUUUUCUCCAAUUCUUACCCUCUUUUCGGGAUCUCAAAUUCUCAAACAUAUCCGACUCUCUCUCUUCGUGGUUCCCUUUCUUCCUCUUUCGUCUGCAGAAGCAUUCCCAAUGUCUAAAUGUUCAUUUAAGAUGGAACACCCUCUCGAAAGGAGGCAAGCGGAGGCUCAUCGGAUCAGAGAGAAGUAUCCCGACAGAAUACCAGUGAUUGUAGAACGAGCUGAAAAGAGUGAUGUGCCUGACAUUGUUAAGAAAAAAUAUCUGGUGCCUGCUGAUCUGACUCUUGGCCAGUUUGUGUACGUGGUCCGAAAGAGGAUCAACCUCAGUCCUGAGAAAGCUAUUUUCAUUUUCGUCAAGAACAUUUUGCCACCUACUGCGGCAUUGAUGUCUGCGAUUGAUGAAGAUAAUAAGGAUGAAGAUGGUUUUCUUUAUAUGACGUACAGUGGCGAGAACACAUUCGGGCAACUGUGAAACAUGACGAAGUUAUUUGUCUGUGUGAAUAUGGGUCGAAAAAGAGAAGAAAAAACGAAGUGUGGAGUUUAGCUUAUGUAGAUUCUCCAUUUCUCCUUGGUCCAUUUGAUGUGUUUUUCCGGUUAACGAAUAGUCUGACAAACCUUUCUUUUUAUAUUAAUAAUAUGGCAACUUAUCGACUUAUGUC
Morus notabilis is the source of this 703-nucleotide messenger RNA. Its product is annotated as autophagy-related protein 8C. NCBI's taxonomy places the organism in Eukaryota, Viridiplantae, Streptophyta, Magnoliopsida, Rosales, Moraceae. Gene Ontology annotation, biological process: cellular response to nitrogen starvation. The record is from RefSeq and is a predicted model, not a curated record. The transcript has 6 exons. The coding region runs from base 157 to 516 and encodes 119 amino acids.